CAAACGUUUCCUCAUCGAUUCGCGAAUUCUCAAGGCAUAUAUUACAGUGCGGCGCGCGUCGAAGCGCGUUAGAUGCAGUUAGUACGUCGAUGGUAUCGGAAGUAGAUCGAGAGACAACACGGUGACGGUGUGUUCGAUGGUGAAUAGCACGAUCCGAAGGAUUGAGAAAGACUGAAUAUUUUGCACAAAGCCUAACCCUAUAUUUAAUCGAGAACGAUGUGAGGACGAUAUCUCGACGAAGACUGCACCUAUUUGAAGAGAAAAAAAAGGCGGCAGGAAGAGAAAGAAGCAUUGCUGUCGGUCCAGCGCGACUCGUAUAGAUAAGGGAAAAAAGAGGAGAGCGCAGUUGAGACCUGAAUCGCUUAAACGGACCGACAGAGAGAGAAAGAGAGGAAGAGUGAAAGUAAUAAACUCAUUUCCUCUGUAGUGAACGCACGCGAGUGAUCCGUAAAAUGUCAACAGACGACGGUAUAACAUGCUGCAAUUCGCGGCAGAAUGGUGUGGUUCAGCCGUUAUUGACAGAUUUGUAUCAAAUCACGAUGGCUUACGCCUAUUGGAAGAGCGGCAAAGUAAACGAUCAUGCCGUAUUUGAAUUGUUCUUUCGAAAAAAUCCUUUCCAAGGAGAAUUCACGAUUUUUGCCGGCCUGGAGGAAUGUAUAAAAUUCCUGAAAAAAUUCCAUUAUUCCUGCAGUGAUAUCAAGUACUUAAAAUCGACUAUGCCUAUGGUAGAUCAAAAUUUCUUCGAUUAUCUACAGAAUCUUACUGCAAAAGAUGUCACACUAUACGCCAUAGAAGAAGGAUCUGUUGUAUUCCCAAGAGUUCCUUUAAUAAGAGUGGAAGGACCACUGAUAAUGGUGCAGUUGUUAGAGACAACUUUAUUAACAUUAGUAAACUAUGCAAGUUUAAUGGCGACCAAUGCAGCAAGAUAUCGCAUGGUUGCUGGAAAACAUAUAACAUUAUUGGAAUUUGGACUUCGACGAGCACAGGGACCUGAUGGAGGACUGAGCGCAUCUAAAUAUAGCUACAUUGGUGGAUUCGAUGGUACUAGUAAUGUUCUAGCUGGAAAGUUGUUUAAUAUACCCGUUUGUGGUACUCACGCACAUGCAUACAUCACGUCCUUCACCAGCAUCGAUGACCUACAAGGAAAAACAUUGGCACACAAACAAACAGGAGAUGUUCUGGAUCUUCUCGAACUCGCUUGCAAAUAUCGCGAAGACAUCGCCGACGAUUUAGGAGCUUUAUCUUCACAAGCAUCUGACGGAGAAUUUGCUGCCCUGAUCAGUUACGCUGUUGCUUUCCCAGAAAGAUUCGCCGCUCUUGUAGAUACAUAUGAUGUCAAAAGCAUUGAAGCGUCGGCCAAGCGGCAGGCACAAGUGGCCAGCCUAAAUGUAAAGAAUAAACUUCUAACUAACGGGUCCAAUACACAUGCCCAAAACGGCGUGAGAAACAACCCAUUUAAAUCAGAACCAACUUCGCAUCACAAGAACGGCUUUUUAAGACGAGGCGAAUUGGGCGAGCUCUAUGUGAGGAGCGGUCUUUUGAACUUCUGCGCAGUGGCGUUGGCUCUGAAUGAUUUAGGAUACAGAGCUGUUGGAAUCAGGAUCGACAGCGGCGACCUGGCCUAUCUCAGUAACAUAGCGAGAGACAUUUUUGAAAAAAUUGCUAUAAAGUAUAACAUACCAUGGUUCGCAAAGAUGACAAUAUGCGCAUCGAACGAUAUCAAUGAAGAAACCAUAAUAAGUUUGAACGAGCAGAGUCACAAAAUUGAUUGCUUCGGAAUUGGUACGCACCUCGUAACGUGUCAGAGACAACCGGCGUUGGGUUGUGUCUACAAAAUGGUAGAGAUCAACGGCGAGCCGAGAAUUAAGCUCAGUCAAGAAGUUGGAAAAGUCACAAUACCGGGUAGCAAAGUUGCUUAUAGAUUGUAUGGAGCAGAUGGUUACGCAUUAAUAGAUCUUUUACAGAAGACAUCUGAAGAAGAACCGCAAGUGAUGCAGAAAAUUCUCUGCAGACAUCCAUUCCAACAAACGAAGAGGGCUAAUGUUACACCAUCCCAUGUGGAAGCUUUGCAUAAGGUAUACUGGAAAGAUGGCAAAUUGUGUCAGCCACUACUUACAUUGCAAGAGAUUCGCAAUAGAGUACAAGAAUCUCUUAAUACACUGCGUAACGAUCACAAAAGAAAUCUAAAUCCAACGCCGUAUAAGGUAGCUGUCAGUGAUGCCUUGUACAAGUUUAUAGACGAGUUAUGGUCUCAAAACGCGCCAAUCGGAGAACUACGGUGAAGCAUACUAUUCUUAUACAGGAUUAUUGUUAAGUCAGAUUCUAGUAAAUAUGAUUAUAAAAGUAACAAUAGAAUCAGGAUUUAUACAAAUAAGAAACGCAACGAAUCUCUUUCAAAAACCUCUUUUAGAACCGAUGACAAUGCAUAUAUAUGAUCAUAUAAAUAUAUGAUCAAACCACAUGUAUUAGGUGUUUCGAGAUUAAUUUUAAGGGUUGACGAUGAAUGGAUUGCUUCUAAAGAUAAGUCUUUUCUACCGUGGAAUUCAUUUAUUCCCAGAAAGAUGAGAUAAAGCAUUGUAACAAGCAGUGGAAAAUAUUUUGAUUAAAAUAAUUUGAAUAAUAAACAAUUCAUUUAUCAUCAACCUUCAAGAUUUACCGAAAUACUUAAUAUACACAUAUCAAUAUGUGUAUACAGAAUUUAUCAUGAGCACAUGACGAAAAAGGGGAUCGUGUGAAGAUAUAUUUUUUACAUUUUCCAUUGUUGGAAAUGUCGAUUGUAUUAUCGUCGACGGCUUAUCAUUGUCGCGAUAUAUUUUAAUAAAGUUAUGUGCAAGUCACGGCACAAUA
Harpegnathos saltator (Jerdon's jumping ant) is the source of this 2847-nucleotide messenger RNA. It is a transcript of the gene Naprt, whose product is annotated as nicotinate phosphoribosyltransferase. Gene Ontology annotation, cellular component: cytosol. The coding region runs from base 453 to 2282 and encodes 609 amino acids. Gene Ontology annotation, molecular function: nicotinate phosphoribosyltransferase activity. The record is from RefSeq and is a predicted model, not a curated record. The transcript is spliced from 12 exons. Gene Ontology annotation, biological process: NAD+ biosynthetic process via the salvage pathway. Lineage: Eukaryota; Metazoa; Arthropoda; Insecta; Hymenoptera; Formicidae.